Molecule: messenger RNA, 1011 nt
Organism: Microsporum canis CBS 113480
Lineage: Eukaryota; Fungi; Ascomycota; Eurotiomycetes; Onygenales; Arthrodermataceae
Product: spt3
Exons: 3
Coding region: 1-1011 (336 amino acids)
Biological process (GO): transcription by RNA polymerase II
Cellular component (GO): SAGA complex
Molecular function (GO): transcription coregulator activity; protein heterodimerization activity
Source: RefSeq, a predicted model, not a curated record
AUGGAGCGAUCACCAAAAUACCGGCAGGAAAUCCAACAGAUGAUGUUCGUGUCGGGUGAGUCUGCGGAGGCAUCUGUAGAAACAACCACCUUGAUCGAAGAAAUAGUACGGCAGCAAGUCAUAGAAAUGCUUUCACGGAGCACCACGUUAGCUGCCCGGCGGGGUGUAAGAUCAAUAUCAACAGAUGAUUUAUUUUUUUUAAUACGGCACGACAAAGCCAAAGUUUCCCGUCUGAAGACUUUCCUCUCUUGGAAGGAUGUUCGGAAGAAUGUGAAAGACUCCGAUGAUAAAGGCGGUGCAGAUACUGCAGACUUUGGGGCUGGGGAUGACGCCCUUGUAGGUGCCGGCGUUGCAGGGCCUCAAGAGAUUGCAGCCAAACCAAAAAAUAAAAGAGCCAAAAUCGGCCUCCCCUGGGAUCUGAACAGCUUAUAUUCAAUCCAAGUGCCGGAAAGGGAAGAUGAAGAAGACGAGGAGGAAGAGGAACAGAAUUACGCUACACUUCAACGACUCGCUACCGCAGACGAACGUACCAAGAACAUGACUCGUGAAGAAUACGUCUUUUGGUCUGAUUGUCGGCAGGCAUCAUUUACGUUCCGAAAAGCCAAACGGUUCCGAGAGUGGGCAGGAUUUGGCAUUGUCACAGAUUUCAAGCCAAACGAUGAUAUCGUUGAUAUCCUCGGCUUUCUUACCUUUGAGAUCGUUCAGACAUUAACAGAGGAAGCCCUGAAGGUCAAGGAGCAGGAAGACCGUGGCAAGAAGGGGCUCGGGGCAUCUGAGGAUGGAUCCGGAGAGAAAAAGAAGCGGAAAAGGGAGACUGGGUUGUUUGAUCCUCCAGAGGAAGGACGGACGCCGAUCGAAGCAAGACAUGUCCAUGAGGCAUAUAGGAAACUUCAGGCUACACCUAGCAAAGCCGUUGCAAUGUUUCUACACGGUGGACGCGCUCCUGUUCGGACGCCUCUACGUCUGGUAGGUCCCCCUUUUGAUUUCCCUUCAUUAACAGAGUAUUGCUAA